This is a messenger RNA of Ictidomys tridecemlineatus (thirteen-lined ground squirrel), 1148 nucleotides long. NCBI's taxonomy places the organism in Eukaryota, Metazoa, Chordata, Mammalia, Rodentia, Sciuridae. The record is from RefSeq and is a predicted model, not a curated record.
UUUCCCGGAGUCGGUCGCCACGCCCGCCCCUCCUCCCCGGCCGCCUUGCCCGCACAGCGAUGGGCCAGCGAUGGGCCUGGGCCCCGAGGCUGCAGUGUGACCGUGGGCAAGUCUCGCCAGCCUGGCCCCAGCUCCCUUUUCUGACCAUGAACUCCUCUGGAGGAAGGAGGCAGGAAGCAGCAAGGCCCACGGGUAGAAAGGCUCACAGACCCCGGGAGCAGGACCCAGAUGUGCAACUGUCCAAGGCUCUGUCAUAUGCCUUGCGCCACGGGGCCCUGAAGCUGGGCCUUCCCAUGGGGGCUGAUGGCUUUGUACCCCUGGGCACCCUUCUGCAGCUGCCCCAGUUCCACAGCUUCUCCACUGAAGACGUGCAGCGUGUGGUGAACACCAACAGGAAGCAGCGCUUCACUCUGCGGCCAGGAGAUCCCAGCACUGGCCCCCUCAUCCGAGCCAACCAGGGCCACUCCCUGCAGGUACCCGAGUUGGAGCUGAUGCCUCUGGAGACGCCACAAGCUCUGCCUCUGGUACUAGUACAUGGUACAUUCUGGAAGCACUGGCCCUCCAUCCUGCUCAAGGGCCUGUCAUGCCAGGGAAGGACACACAUCCACUUGGCUCCAGGACUGCCUGGAGACGCUGGUGUCAUCAGUGGUCAGUGCCCCCCUCCACCUACCUGUUCCUACCCACUCUGUCCUUCUAGGUCCCCUUCAAGUUCACAGCUUCCCUUGUCCAAGGCUGCCCUCUCCCUUGCAUGGAACAGAACCCCUUCCCACCCAUCACAGGAUAUCAGUCUGUCCAGAUUUGUUGUCUCAGCCCCAAUUGACCCUAUAGGCAUGCGCCCAAAUUGUGAAGUGGCUGUGUUCAUCAAUGGACCCCUGGCCCUGUCAGAUGGAAUCUCCUUCUUCCGCUCUGCUAACGGGGUGAUCUUGACUCCAGGGAAUGCUGAUGGCUUCCUGCUUCCCAAGUACUUCAAGGAGGCCCUGCAGCUGCGCCCCACCCGAAAGCCUCUCUCCUUGGCUGGUGAUAAAGAGACAAAGUAGCAGAGUGGCCCCAAGCACAGCCUGAGAGGAAGGAGGAUGAUCCAACAAUAAAAUAUUUAUUUAUUUAAAAAACUCUAAAAAAAGUAUUAAGAAACUCUAGUUUGAAACCAA